UUCAACGUACUACCAGUUAGAUCUAUAUAUAAGUUCCUUCCUUGUAACGAAAUGUUACUAAUAAAAUCAUCUACAAUAUUCCAAUUAUAAAACAAGCUAUAACAGUUGGCAAGUUUUAGAUUUUUAACAACAAAGUUGUUGUUAUUAUUUGUAGGAGCAUAAAACAAAGUUCAAUUACAAAGUAGUGGCCAUCGAGGAGGAAGAAGACACACAAAUAAACAAAAAACCUCCUUCUUAGUAUUAGUAUAUAGUUUUUCUAUCAUCAACUUUUCCUUCCCUAUCUAUCUCUCUUUUCUCUACAAUAUUUAAGAGUUUUCUCUCCUUGUAGUGUUCACCAUAAUUUAGAUAUCAUUGCUUUUGGUGAAUACUUUAAUUAUUAAUUUGAUCUUGUUUCUUAUGGUUCAUGACCAUAAAACCUAUUUUAGUUACAAGAUAAGCUUGUUGCUGAUCUUUCCUUUUUCCUUGUGACUAUUUCUAGUUACAAGUUAUAGAAUUCUUUAUUAUGACAGAAAAAAUGAAGGGAUCAAAUAAUCAAUACCAAUCAAUCCCUAUUUCAAAGAUUUUCAAAAUUCAACUCCACUUCAUAAAUUUUCUCACCUAUCUCCUAGUUUUGGUAUUUGGUUUAACACUUGGAAUAAUCAUAAGUUUCUAUCUUAAAGAAUGCACAUUUAGUCUACAAUUUACUCAGUUAUCACUGUCUUCCUUACCAAGAACACAACAUUUGUCACCGCCGAUUGCGGUGAAACAAGAACGAGUAGGAUUGAAGGAUUUUCUUAAGCCUCCUCCAAUUAUGCAUGAUAUGGAUGAUGAAGAAUUGUUGUGGAGAGCUUCUAUGACAGCAAAAAUAGCUGAAUAUCCAUUUGAACGAGUUCCAAAAGUUGCAUUCAUGUUUUUGACAAGGGGUGCUGUGUUUUUGGCACCUUUGUGGGAACAAUUUUUCAAAGGACAUGAAGUGUAUUACUCAAUUUAUGUGCAUUCUAAUCCUUCUUAUAAUGGAUCACACCCUGAGAGCCCUGUUUUUCACGGUAGAAGAAUUCCUAGUAAGGAAGUUGAAUGGGGCAAUGUGAACAUGAUUGAAGCUGAGCGUCGCCUGCUAUCGAAUGCACUUCUCGAUAUCUCAAACCAACGAUUUGUUCUCAUAUCAGAAUCCUGCAUACCACUCUUCAACUUCUCAACGAUAUAUUCUUACUUAAUAAACUCUACUCAAAACUAUGUCAUGUCUUAUGAUGAUCCUAGCUCGGUCGGUCGUGGUCGUUAUAACAUCCAAAUGUUACCCGAGGUUUCCCUCAACGAGUGGAGAAAAGGGUCCCAAUGGUUUGAAAUAGACAGAGAACUUGCUCUAGGAGUUGUAUCUGAUAGAAUAUACUUCCCAGUUUUUCAAGAGUAUUGCAAAGGUUCAUGUUAUGCUGAUGAACAUUACUUGCCAACUUUGGUUAGCAUAAAGUUUGGGGAAGGAAAUUCAAAUAGGAGUUUGACUUGGGUUGACUGGUCAAGGGGUGGUCCACAUCCAGCUCAUUUUUUGAGAUCUGAUGUUAAUGUUAAGUUUUUGGAGAGAUUAAGGAGCAAGAAAUGCAAGUAUAAUAAUGGAGAGAGCACCAAUGCAUGUUUUCUGUUUGCUAGGAAGUUCUUGCCUAGUACUUUGUCAAAGCUCUUGAAGAUUGCACCUAAGGUUAUGCAGUUUGAACACUACGACAGGCCUAAUAAACAUAAGUUACUAUCAUUCAAACAAAAUAUUUAAUUCAUUUCUUUUUUUUUUCAUCUUGUAAGUUUUUCAUUAUACAGUUUAGACAUACACAGAGACUCAUUUUAUGAAAAUAUAGUCAAUUCCCUUCAUGGAUA
This is a messenger RNA of Medicago truncatula (barrel medic), 1839 nucleotides long. Its product is annotated as glycosyltransferase BC10. Gene Ontology annotation, cellular component: membrane. Gene Ontology annotation, molecular function: glycosyltransferase activity. Lineage: Eukaryota; Viridiplantae; Streptophyta; Magnoliopsida; Fabales; Fabaceae. The coding region runs from base 503 to 1738 and encodes 411 amino acids. The record is from RefSeq and is a predicted model, not a curated record. The transcript has 2 exons.